AUGACGUGGUUUUGUUUGGGUUCAACCUCACGCUCUGCUAGCGGGACCGAGAAAAGUCUCACCUUUUGUGUUUCUCAUUCUGUAAUGAAUAAAGGAAAGGUCAGCGGAGUUUCGUGGGUGAAACCGGAAGAACCGACCUUUCUGAAAAAGUUUAAAAACGAUGUUGGCUACAAAGAAGGUCCGAAUGUUGAUACAAAGCGGCAGGAAAUGCCGACGUUGGACGAUGACAGUGGAAGCGAUCGUGAGGAUGAAUUGCCCCAAGUAGUGGUUUUGAAAGAAGGAGACCUCACCACAGAGGAGGCAAAUCAGCUGAAGGAAAAGCUUCAUCCCAGCAAUGCAAAAGACCAAGAGGAGUCACAGGCUGAUGGCAAAAUCCUCUUCAAGAAACCGACCAAACGAUCCUCCUCUGACAAGUUCCAAGGGAUCACUGCCAGCUCCAGCAAGAAGAAGAAGGAUGCAGGGGAGAAGGAGGAGAAGAAGGGGGCCAGUUCAGGAAAGAAAGUAAAAAACAACAGCCUUCUUUCUUUUGGGGGUGAUGAAGAGGAAGAGGACUGAUUACAUCCGUCCGCUGUACUCGGGAGGAACCAAACAAGCAUCGGAAUUCAUUGUGAAACUGCAAUAACCAUGUUCCAACAGUUUCAGUCUAAUUUACUUUUUUAGGAUUUCCACAAAUGCACCUCUGUGAAGCGCAAACACAUGCCGUCUUCCUGUAGUGGUCAGAAGGGUUCAGUGAUGCAGACAGCAUAUGCAUCACUGUUUCCAGCAGUGAUGCAUAUGCUGUCUGUGAACUCGACAUAUUUCUAUUGCUUUCGAAUAACAUCAGAUGUAAAAUGUAGUUUUGAAGUUCAGCCCAAUGUCAAGAAACCAGCUUAGUUUCUAUAUACUUUGUUAGCCAAAUCGUAGAGAUAAACAGGCAGAUGAUGUUCCUUCACUCUUGUCCCAGGUACUUGUAACAGUCUGUAACAGGAAUAAUGCCGAGCCGGAAUCUACCUUUCCGGCUUGCUUCCUUGGCCUCCUAUUUUUCAUACACCUAAAUGUGUGUGUGUGUGCGAAACCAUCCCUGGUGUUACUUUGUACUAUAUUAUUCUGGAACUCCUUAUUGUGGAAUAUAUCUAGUACAUUCAAUGUUUUAUUGAAUAUAGAUUAGAUAGAUAGAAAAGGAGUUGUGACGUUUGAUCAAGAAACGUUGCAUUCUUCUCAAUGUGAUUUCAUGGCUGUGUUUUAAAUGUGUUCAUGUUCAAUGAUUUUUUUUUUUACUUUGGAAUAGUAAAGUGAGCUUGAUGUCAGUUAUCGUUGAUGCUUAUUUGGAUAUUAGAAAGAAUGAUUCUGACAUGGCGUCCAUAUUAAAUGCGCUUAAAUUAAGGCCACCCAAGGACAAGAUAUAAACUGUUCUGUAUUUUAAGGGGCCUCUGCUCAAAUUAAUAUCACAUCAUGAAAAAAACAAGACAAGAGGGGCACCCGCAGAGAUUCCCCUUUCCACCUGAAAUGGCAGCAAUAAACCUGCCUUUGG
Synchiropus splendidus (mandarinfish) is the source of this 1510-nucleotide messenger RNA. RefSeq names its product KIAA1143 ortholog. The record is from RefSeq and is a predicted model, not a curated record. The transcript has 3 exons. The coding region runs from base 1 to 555 and encodes 184 amino acids. Lineage: Eukaryota; Metazoa; Chordata; Actinopteri; Syngnathiformes; Callionymidae.